This is a messenger RNA of Spodoptera exigua (beet armyworm), 354 nucleotides long. NCBI's taxonomy places the organism in Eukaryota, Metazoa, Arthropoda, Insecta, Lepidoptera, Noctuidae. The record is from the annotation of a GenBank genome assembly.
UAAUUCAAUAUUCUGGAAUAGAACGCAACUCUUAAUCCCAAGUUGGGCUUGGCGAGUUCAAAAUCGUAAUAAAAGUAAUAAAUUAUUGUGCUAAUUGAACAAAACUUAUUUGUGAAAAUGUCGACGCCUCCAAGAGAAACUAUUCAAAAGCAAAUCCAACAGGACUGGGCCAACAGGGAGUACAUCGAAGUAAUCACGGGAAGCAUAAAGAAGAUCACAGAUUUCUUGAACUCAUUCGACAUGUCCUGCAGAUCUCGCCUAGCAACUUUGAAUGAAAAACUGACAUCUUUGGAACGGAAGAUUGAUUAUCUGGAGGCCUGUGUAACUAAAGGUGAAACACUGACAUAAUCUGAA